Messenger RNA from Ochotona princeps (American pika), 1668 nucleotides. Its product is annotated as centrosomal protein of 128 kDa-like. The record is from RefSeq and is a predicted model, not a curated record. The transcript is spliced from 12 exons. NCBI's taxonomy places the organism in Eukaryota, Metazoa, Chordata, Mammalia, Lagomorpha, Ochotonidae.
AUGGCAGAAUCAUCCAGUGAUUCAAACCGCUUCUUCUGUUGUGACCGACUGAGUAGAUGGGCUGCCAGGUCAACUCACAAGGAAGUUCGAGGUCAUCCUGCGGUAGACGUCACUGAGAAGGUCUACAGCAUAACAAGCACGUUACAGGAUACCAGUUGGAACCUGCGACAAGUAGACCAGAUGCUUGGACGAUACCGAGAAUAUAGUAACGGACAGCUAAAAGAAAGCUUGGAACAUUCAAUAGGUCAACUACGAAGUCAACGUUUAUUGAGAAACUCAGGAGGGAGAAGUUUCUCUGUUCCGAGUCUGAGUGCCAGUGAGUCCGAUGACAACGCUCUGACAGAGAGCCAUCACGUUCCACCUACCUCACCUCUCAAGGACUAUGGGGACUCCCAGGGCAUUAGACGAAUUAGAUCUCAAACCGGCGUCCGGUGUGUUCAGGAGCCUGGAAACAUGGCCCAGCUUCACGCUUUCCAUCAGUCCCUCCGAGAUCUCAGCAGUGAACAGGCUCGCCUUGGAGAAGAUUUCAACAGGGAACUCUCCAGAAGAAGCCGAUCAGAUGCUGAAACAAAAAGAGUUUUGGAAGAAUUGGCUGAAAAACUUAAUGAAGCCCAGAAACAAGAAGUGGUUUCCGAUCGGGUGGAGCGAAGGCUUCAGGAAAUUGAAAGAGAGAUGCGUACAGAAAGAGAGCUGGUGGAAAGACGUCAAGAUCAGCUGGGUCUUAUGUCCUUGCAGCUACAGGAGGCACUGAAGAAGCAAGACGUUAAAGCAGAUAAGAAUGAAGACAUAAUCAAAAAUAAGCUAAGACAAACUGAAAAUGAGAAGAAUCAACUUGAACAGGACUUGGAGCUGACUCAGUCAGAAGGCAGCAGGGAGACUCUGCUGCAACAGGUCCAGGAGCUGCGCACACAGUUAACGAAGGCAGAAGGCGACCGGAAAGGCUUGCAGCAUCCAGCGUCUCAGGUUGCCAGGCAGUCAAGCCAUUAGGACGAGCAAGGAGAUGACUGGAAGUUUAGGAGAGGAGUAGAGCGGGAAAAACAGGAUAUGCAGAAGCAGAUGUCCGAUUUCAGAGUGCAGCUGAACCUGAGUACCAUGGCGUCUGAGGUAGAGGAGGUGAAGCGGUGCCUGGAACGCAAGGACAAGGAGAAAGCGCACUUGUCAGCCCAAAUCCAGAAUUUAACUCACGAGUUGGAGAGCAGGGAAAAACAACAGUUGCACAUGCUGAAUCAGCUCAGGGAGAUCCAAAAUCACUUUGAGACGAGCGAGGCUGAGCGCAAGCGAGCUGACCUCCAGAUCGCGGAGCUGACGCAGCACGCCGAGGAUGCCACCAAGCAGGCCAAACAGUACCUGGCUGAGCUGCGGCAGUCGGAGGCCCUGAGGGAGGAGGCUGAAAGACGCAGAGAAGACCUGAAGCUGAAAGCCCAGGAAUCCAUCAGGCAGUGGAAACUGAAGCAUAAGAAACUAGAGCGAGCAUUGGAGAAACAGUCUGAAACUCUUGAUGACUUGACAGAAAAGAACAAUCAGGUACAGAUGUCAAAUUCCUGGGGAGCAGGUUCUGCUGUCUCUAACAUUCGAUUCCUCCAUUGCUUGAACAAACACUUGGGUGUCGGGCUCUACAGUCUCUCAGUUGUCUUUGAAGUGUCUUUCUGUCUUGGCUAUAUCAAGUAA